UCGACUCGGAGCCACCCUUCCCUUCCCCUCCUCCACCGGCGAAAGCGAAAGUGGAAGCGGAGCCGCCGCCAAGGACGAACCAGCCGUCGGUCGCCGCUGGUAGCGCCGCUUCCUCGCUCGCUCGCUCGCGGUUUCCCUGUGCAUGGCGUCCGCGCCUGACCCCCUCCGGGGCGAGGGACCCCUCCUCCUCCUCCUCCUGGGAGCGGCGCUGAGUGCUUCUCUUCCUCCUAAGGGUGCCCUGGCAACAGCCAGGCUGGGCUGCUGGUUCGUGGAGGAGGCUGCAGGCGGAGGGUCGGUGAUGCCCAGCGCCCUGAGUCAGCGCCGGGCGCUGCUGCUCCUGGUGCCACCGGGUGGGCGGAUGGAAGAAGCGGCCCUGGAAGCUGAGCUGCUGCCUCCAGAGGUAGAGCCCGGCCUUGCCUUCCAGAUCCUGGACCCCUCUGGGACUCUCUGGGGCGGGCGAGACCCCGCCGGCCCUCCCCUCUGGUGGCAGGGGGCGGAGGGGGCCAGCGGCGACCCCCCAGGCUCCUCCUGCGAGAUCAACGCCUACACGCCGCAAGAGGCCCACGUCGCCUGGGCGGCAGGGCUGGUGGGCGAGAGGGGCUGCCCCCGCGCGCUGGAGAGAGGCAAGUGGCUCAUUGCCAGCGUCCAGGCGCCCCGAGGGGACUUCGGGGUCAGCAGCGUCCUGCACGCGGAGGAGGAGCAGCCGUCGCCGGGCAGAUGGGAGGCGGCGGGCGGCGGCGUCACCACGGCAGCAGCCGUCCUGUCCGUCUUCACGCGGACCCCCCGGGUUGGGUCGCGGCUGGGCCAGGCGGCGCUGCUGGACUGCGGCUUCUCGGCGCCGGCGGGGACGGCCUUCUCGGUGGAGUGGCGGCACCAGUACCGCGGCGCCGGGCGGGUGGUGCUGGCCUACGAGGGCGCGGCCCGGCGCGUCUGGGUGGCCGAGGAAGGCGCGGGGCUCUUCGUGGACACGGAGGGCGGCGGCGGCAACGUCUCGCUGCGCCUGGAGAGCGUGGCCGUCCGCCACGAGGGCACCUACAUCUGCACAGUCUACCUGCCCCACCUGCACGCCCAGCAGGCCCUCGAGCUGAAGGUGGUGGAGCCACCCAAGGUGACUCUCCGCCCGAACCCACUCUCUGUGCCCCCGAGCGCCCACGCUGAGCUGGCCUGUGAGAUCUCCGGCUUUUACCCUCUGGGUGUGUCUGUGAACUGGAAGCGGCAAAGCACCGGCUCCCCCCAGGAUGCCAUUGUGGAGACCACCUGGGAUUCAGGGCACCGGCAGUCCCCAGAUGGCACGUUCAGCUUCACCAGCUUCACCCGCCUGGUGGCCGUCCAGCCCGAAGACCACGGCGCCUCCUACAGCUGCCACGUGGCUCAUGUCGGGCUGGGAGAUGCCACUUUGAAGAAGACUGUGAGGCUCCGCGUGGCAGGGUCACUCGGUCCCUCCGCAGAGGAUGCGAUCUGCAUGUUCCUCAUCGCCAUCGCCCUGUUUGGGAUCCUUCAGGCCUUGUUUGGACGUGCCUUGGAAGAGAAACCCAAAUCUGAGAAACUGGAGUGACUCUGGAGCAGCUGAGUCCAUUUUGGGCCUGGCUUCGGAUCCCUGUGACAGUGGGGCAAGGCUGAAAACUGAGUUCAAGCUACAGAACUCCUGGGUCCCUCUGUUGUUGUCUCCACCACCCCCCCAACUUCUGCCACGAAUCUCCCAGUGUGACUUGUUACGAUAUGUGCUCUUGGGAACCUGAGUGUGUGAAUUGGCCACCCUCAUGUCCCAUGAAACACACCUCCUUGAGAGGAGGGGAUCUUUUGCUAGGGAUAAAACAAGUGCUUUGCCCUGAAA
This is a messenger RNA of Rhineura floridana, 1834 nucleotides long. It is a transcript of the gene TAPBP, whose product is annotated as TAP binding protein. The transcript is spliced from 8 exons. The record is from RefSeq and is a predicted model, not a curated record. Bases 143 to 1555 code for a protein of 470 amino acids. NCBI's taxonomy places the organism in Eukaryota, Metazoa, Chordata, Lepidosauria, Squamata, Rhineuridae.